Messenger RNA from Drosophila eugracilis, 3680 nucleotides. Its product is annotated as UNC93-like protein. Lineage: Eukaryota; Metazoa; Arthropoda; Insecta; Diptera; Drosophilidae. Gene Ontology annotation, biological process: regulation of potassium ion transport; regulation of muscle contraction. Gene Ontology annotation, molecular function: potassium channel regulator activity. The coding region runs from base 1122 to 2738 and encodes 538 amino acids. The record is from RefSeq and is a predicted model, not a curated record. Gene Ontology annotation, cellular component: plasma membrane; striated muscle dense body. The transcript is spliced from 6 exons.
CGAACGGCCAGCGAUCAACGUUUGGCCACCACAGCACUCGAGAGCGAUAACGAGCAGCUGAUUUUGCCUGAUUUUAGCUGAUUUUCAUCCAUUAUCCAUUAUCUGGCAUCGCAGCAAAAACAGCCAGAGCGGCAACAACAACAACAACUACAACUACAACUACAACAACAUCAACAAGGGCAUAUCGCAUCUCUCUCCCCCGCAACAACAACAACAAUUAUAAUAACGAUCUGUGACAAGAAAAGACAAAAUAAAAUUAACAAAAAAAAACAACCAAAAUUUACAACACAAAAAAGUGAAGUGAACUCUCGGGCGCUCUCCCGCUCUCGCGACUCUCUCUCGCUCUUUCGGCAACUUCGGCUCGGGCUUUUUUCCGACUUCGGCUCCGGCUUGUAAAUUACUUGCAAAGUUAAUUUUAGUCUCGGCUUUUAAUACCGUUUUAGUGCGUUUUCAAGUUGGUCGUGUGCUUUCCCACUCUCUGACAAAAAUUCAAUUUGAUUUUUCAAAAAUCCAAUUCGAAACUAAUCCAACACUUGAUAAAUAUAAAUAAUAUUUGAAAUAUUAUUAAAACUGAAUGUGACUUUUUUGGUUACCACUAACCAUAUAUCCUCGUGACAAAUUUUUUUUUUCGGAUCCAUUUUUUUUUCCCAACGGAAAUGUAAACCAUUCGCCCCCCAAAAAACAGCCCCCCUUAAGCUUCCUGCUUCAAAGUCCAGAACAAAAGCGCAACAAAAUCCAAUUACAUAACAUUUAAUUGCCAAAAAUAUAAAUAAAAUUAAAAUAAAAACAAUAAUAUCAUAAUUCAGGAAUCCGAAAACGCGCUCACCAAUACAAAGGCGAACGCAUUAAAAGACGGAAGUGCAUUUUUUUUCGUUAAGCGGCAAAGCGGCGCAUCCUGUUUUUUGGGCCUUCCACACACGCUCACGCACACACACGCACCCCGAACACAAGCAAACACACGCCAAACACUCGCAUAUACACGUACUCUGUGAGGACUGGGAGCCGCUCUCACGCAAAAGAUCCACGAAUAACGGCAACUUCUUACCUUGGGUUAAUUGAUUAACCAGGCCCAAAUAAUCCCAAAAUCCAAAAGGGAGCGGAGAACACAAAGAGCCAGCAAGAUGACUGGUUUCACGAACGCCGGUUUCGAGAACGAUGAGCCCGUCAAGCCAAAAGCUGGUUUCGAGCCCGACACCGCCUCGCUGCGAGAGAAAGUUGUGCUGAAUCCGGCCGAGAAAUGGCGCAUCUUAAAGAAUAUCUCGAUCAUCUCGAUCGCCUUUAUGGUGCAAUUUACAGCGUUUCAGGGCACGGCCAAUCUGCAAUCCUCGAUCAAUGCUAAGGAUGGACUGGGCACAGUAUCGCUCAGUGCGAUCUAUGCCGCCUUGGUGGUAUCCUGCAUCUUCCUGCCCACACUGAUCAUCCGCAAGCUGACGGUCAAAUGGACCCUCGUCUGCAGUAUGCUCUGCUAUGCCCCCUACAUCGCCUUCCAGUUAUUCCCGCGAUUCUACACCCUGGUGCCAGCCGGUAUCCUUGUCGGUAUGGGUGCCGCUCCUAUGUGGGCGUCCAAGGCUACCUAUUUGACGCAGGUUGGACAAGUGUAUGCCAAGAUUACGGAACAGGCUGUCGACGCUAUCAUUGUGCGGUUCUUCGGCUUCUUCUUCCUGGCCUGGCAAUCCGCUGAGCUCUGGGGCAAUCUCAUCUCCAGCUUGGUCCUGUCCAGCGGAGCCCAUGGUGGCAGCAGCAGCUCGAACACAACGAUCAGCGAUGAGGAUUUGCAGUUCUGCGGUGCCAACUUCUGCACCACUGGUAGCAGUGGUCACGGCAACCUGGAGCGACCGCCAGAGGAUGAGAUCUUCGAGAUCUCAAUGAUCUAUCUGUCGUGCAUUGUGGCCGCCGUCUGCAUCAUUGCCUUCUUCCUGGAUCCCCUUAAGCGUUAUGGCGAGAAACGCAAGGGAUCAAAUUCCGCAGCCGAAUUGUCGGGACUUCAGCUGCUAUCCGCCACUUUCCGUCAAAUGAAGAAACCGAAUCUACAGCUCCUGAUCCCAAUUACCGUUUUCAUUGGCAUGGAGCAGGCAUUUAUUGGUGCCGAUUUCACUCAGGCCUAUGUCGCCUGUGCUCUGGGUGUGAACAAGAUCGGUUUCGUGAUGAUCUGUUUCGGCGUUGUGAAUGCCCUGUGCUCGAUUCUCUUCGGAUCGGUGAUGAAGUAUAUCGGCCGUCUGCCCAUUAUUGUUUUGGGUGCGGUCGUACACUUCACAUUGAUUACCGUAGAGCUAUUCUGGCGUCCAAAUCCCGAUAAUCCAAUCAUCUUCUACGCGAUGUCCGGCCUGUGGGGCGUGGGCGAUGCCGUGUGGCAAACGCAGAUCAACGGACUGUACGGUCUGCUGUUCCGCAGGAACAAGGAGGCAGCCUUCUCCAACUACCGUUUGUGGGAGUCUGCCGGUUUUGUGAUCGCCUACGCCUAUGCCACAACGCUUUGCACGCAGAUGAAGCUCUACAUCCUGCUGGCGGUGCUCACGCUCGGCUGCAUUGGCUACGUGAUCGUCGAGAUCCUGUACAGGAAGAAGCAACGCAAGGUUAAGAAGCAGGAGAGGCUGGAGGCCGCGGAGAAGGAGAAGGAGGCCGCCGCUGCCGCAGCAGCUGCCGCUCUGGCCGCCGCCGAGGCUGGUCCUGAUGGCGUCGAGGAGACCGACGAUGAGCUGGACGAUCUCGAGGAGGACAUUGUGGUCACGCGCCUGUAAAUGUUUUAUUCUCCCCCACAAGUAUAACCCCCAAAAAACUCCACAAGUCCCUCACACACCCCACAUUCCAUCAAGUUAUCGAUAGAAAGAGAGAUACACUAUCAGGAGCGUUAUCGAUGCAAACACAAAAAAAGACAACAAGAUUUAAAAAAGCAAAAAAAAAAAAAAGAAAAAUUGCUUCGAUAAAAUGAAACUAGCAUAUCUAUCGAUAGACAAAGCGCGCUCCGUGAUCGAUAAACAGUUACCAACUGGCGCCUAUUGAAGGCACCGCAACAACACGAUGCAUACUUCUGAAGUUGUAGUUUUGUAAUAGAACAUUUGUACCCCUCACCCCCGAAAAACCAGCUCCUGCGCGAGAGAAACCAUUUAGCUCAAAGUCCAACCGAGUUUGGCUUAACUUUAGUUUGUACAUACAGAGAAGAGAUCGAAAAGGGCGAAAUGCUAAUUAGUUGCAAAAAGGCAGUGAGGAAACCCGCGGAAAUGCAAAACUUUUGUGUGUUAGUCUAGGUGUAAGCACACUCGUACUUAGUCAAUAUGCACGCCUUAUUUUCAAAUAUACAUUUAUCGGUACUUACUUAUCGAUGAAAAAUAUCUAUAUAUUUGAUCGAUUUAUAAUGGUAAUUUUCCAAUUUGCAUUUGAUAAAGAGAAACGCUCACUUUUUGCAAUUCGAAAUUCAACCAAAAUGUAUUAUCGAUAAAUCAGUAUUUGCAAUUAAAGCGUUCGUAAGAAACUUUGUAUCACACAAACAUAAAAAAAAAACAAAACGCACACACCUAUACACACGAGGCAUACACACUGCAGCAGUGUGUGUGCUUACGAUGCCUAACAAAUUGUUAUUUUAUUUUAAAGCGUAUUUUAACUAUAGUGUGUAUCCCUAAACGAAAAUUGUAAUACACCCAAUUCCCUUUUUGUAAAUUGAGUUUUUUGUAUUUUGAGAAAAA